Parastagonospora nodorum SN15 is the source of this 465-nucleotide messenger RNA. RefSeq lists its product as hypothetical. NCBI's taxonomy places the organism in Eukaryota, Fungi, Ascomycota, Dothideomycetes, Pleosporales, Phaeosphaeriaceae. The transcript has 2 exons. The record is from RefSeq and is a predicted model, not a curated record. The coding region runs from base 1 to 465 and encodes 154 amino acids.
AUGUGGAAUCCGUCCCCUUUGGCUACGUUUGUUACGCUCUCGGCGCUGUGCGUAUCUCUAGUACAACCCAGAGUAUUUCCGCGCCAGCUAGUUUCUUCUGCGCAAAGUUCCGGGACAGCCCCUCCCCUGCCAACCCCUUCCAACAAGAAUCUUUUCACUCCUGAUUUCUAUGAGUUCCUAAAGUCCGGCAACAUAUCACCAGAAGGCAAUAACCCAGAUCCUAAACCUUCUGCGUGGAUUGCCUUGGGCGAUUCGUUUGCGGCCGGCCCGGUGCAGGCGACGAAUUGCAAGAUGGCGCAAACUGCGUGCGCGGGAGCCAAAAUUACCCCUUACAACUGCAAGCAGAUGCAAACAUACCAGGUCCAAACGGUCCAGAUGGUCAAAAGCCGACAUUUACACUUAAAGCUUGCACCGGCGAUGUCACAACGGACCUUACGAAUCGACAAAACCCAAACUACCAAUUAG